CCAGCAAUGAUCUCCAGGUGCAUCCGCCAAGCCCACCGCCAGGCCCGUCUCCAGGCCAGCGUCGCCCAGACAAGAUGGAUCUCGGCAUGUCCGUCUCUGCUGCAGCGCGGCGUCACCCGACGGGACCGGCGCAGCGGCCCGCAGUCCAAGUCCAUCGACGAUCAGGUCUCGCGCGAUCUCAACAACCUCGGCAGCCCAGCGUCCGCAAGACGGCCGGUAACCCCCGAUGGACUGCCCAUGCUGUACGCAAGACCACAAGCCCAAGCAGAACCCGUCCCGGAAAACGGCGAGACGGUGCAAUCCGAGCUGAAUGUCUCGGGACGAGAGCAGUUCCUGUCGCUUGGUGUCCAUCCGCAGAUCGUCGACUCGCUCAUGGCCAAUUUCGCUGUCGAAGCUCCCACGGUCUGCCAGCGAGACAUCAUCACUGGCAUCCUGGCUCACAAGGACAUGAUCAUCGACGACGGAACGGGCUCCGGCAAGACUCUCGGCAUCGUUCUUGCCAUCCUUUCGAAAAAGUAUCAGCUCGACCUCUUCCGGAGCGGCGUGCUUCGCCGCUCGCCAUCGGGCCCUGGGUCCACCCGCGGCAGCUCGGAUCAACAGCACAUUGCCGCUCUGAUCGUCGUGCCCAACCGGGAUCUGGCUUUCCAGAUCUACAAUUGGUCGAGGACCCUGUGCGCACACGUACCGGACGCCGAAUGGAACAAGACCAUGCAGUGCGUCAUUCCGGGCGUUGACAUGGCCGAUCAAAUCAAGCUGCUGCAGUCAACUGGCUUUCCCAAGAUCCUGGUCGGCACUGCAAACCGGCUUUAUCAGCUGACGCAAGAGCCAUCGAUCCAAUUCGACUGGACACAUCUGCAGACCAUGGUACUCGACGAAGUGGACGAGCUGGUGCGGCCGCCCAAGCGCCGAGAGUUCCGCGCUUCCCACAACAUCCGCAAGACGCAUCCGCUCGCGAGCGAACUGCUGAUCGAGGGCAUCCUCAAGAUACGCCGACAAGACGAAGCUCUGGACGUCAAGAUGUUCCAGAGCCGGACGGUUGUUGACUCGGCUGGCCGCGUCGAGCUGGCUCCAUCGAUCCGGAAGAAGCGACUACAGCUCGUCGCUGUGUCGGCCUCGACCAACUCCGAGAUGCGCACGGAGCUUGUCAAGGAGAGAAUGUGGAUGAUGAACCCGAUUCGCCUGCCGCUCGACCCAAACCCGUCCACCAAGGUCGUCGGCCCCGAGACCCUCCGGCAUCAUGCCGUUGUGAUUGAUUCCCACGGCACGCCGCACGAUCUCGACAUGGACCGGUUGUAUCAGGACCCUGCCGACGACAACAACGACAGCCCGGCACCCCGGGACCGGGAUGUGCCUGCGACUAUGCCGACGAUGGACGCCCUCGAGGCCCUUGCAUCGAUCUGUCACGCACAAAAGAUCGAGAAGGCCUUCCUGUUUGUAUCGCCGCAAGCCAAAGUGCAGGUUAUCACUAGCUUUUUGAACUCGCUUGGUAUGGACGCCCAGCCGCUUUCGAACCAAGCCGAUUAUCUUGAUUCGGUUCGAUAUCUCCCAAGUACUGUGACCUCUCGCGAGGAUGGAAACCCUGCUCCGCUCAACGUUGCAGCGACCCAGGUGGUGGCCGAAGCCUCUCCUGCCGAUGUCGAGCUUGCAUCGGGCGAGCCACAGACCACGGAAACGACACCACCGACGACUGUCGCUUCGCAAGCCGAGACAUCGAUCGACACCCCAUCGCCGGUCCGAAAGCCGACUCUGGCUCCUUCGUCGGCCCGGACACCGACGACUGCGACACUCCAGCGCCGUCGCCGACAGACCCGCAUCAUUGUCGCAACAGAGUUCGAGGCCCGUGGUGUCGACAUUCCCGAUGCAACUCACAUCUUCAUCAUGACCGUGCCGCGCAACACCUCCAGCUAUCUGCAGAUGGCGGGUCGGGCAGCACGCUUUGGCCGCCGUGGCUCUGCGACCACAAUCUUGCCCGAGCACGCAAUGGCCAGCGGAAUGCGGCCCAUAUACCGGUUCCUGAGGUCGUCCAUCACUCCCGUCCUGAACGUCCCGCGCACACAGUAAAUGUGGUGUGCUCGGAGAUCCCGAACGGGACACUGUUAUGCUUUCGUCAUCAAAAUACAACUCAAAAGUCCUUACAUUUC
This is a messenger RNA of Polychytrium aggregatum, 2141 nucleotides long. Its product is annotated as P-loop containing nucleoside triphosphate hydrolase protein. The record is from RefSeq and is a predicted model, not a curated record. The transcript has 2 exons. Bases 7 to 2061 code for a protein of 684 amino acids. Gene Ontology annotation, molecular function: nucleic acid binding; ATP binding. NCBI's taxonomy places the organism in Eukaryota, Fungi, Chytridiomycota, Chytridiomycetes, Polychytriales.